Molecule: messenger RNA, 1590 nt
Organism: Oryzias melastigma (Indian medaka)
Lineage: Eukaryota; Metazoa; Chordata; Actinopteri; Beloniformes; Adrianichthyidae
Exons: 6
Coding region: 152-1027 (291 amino acids)
Biological process (GO): response to bacterium
Source: RefSeq, a predicted model, not a curated record
AACUUGCUAGCACUGCUAAAUAGCAGGAAGUGCUUUGUCUGUCGUUAGCCGACCCCUUUGCUUUCAACUUUGAUCAACUAGUGAGUAAAUCUUUCCUCUGAGAAGGAAGACAUCAGUCAAGCAAGAAAGAAAGAAAGAGGGAAAUGCAACAAUGAUGAGAGGACUGUCUGCUUUUAUUUUGCUCCAUGUAUUCACUGUGGUUCAAAACCUGGAGCUUCUUGAGCAGAUCUCAGCUAAACUUGGUGACAAUGUGACUCUGACUUGCCUAAUUUCUGGUGUUGAUGAUGGUUUAUUCUUUUGGUACAAGUUUCAGUUUGGGUACAAGUUCCAAAAAUUCAGUUCAGGCAAUUUUGGUCAAAUAAAACUGGAUAAGCAAUUUGACAACCCAAGAUUCAAUAUCGUUAAUGUAGGCAGCAUGUACUCUCUCGACAUAAGACAUGUUAGGAAAGAUGAUGAAGGCACGUACUUCUGUCAGGCAGGAGCAGCCUACAAACUCCGUUUCCUCAAUGGCAGCCGUUUGGUGGUGAAAGAUUCAAGAAAGAAGCCCAAACCCUUUUUUGUUCACCAAAGUUCAAAUGUGGAGGCAGUUUUUUUAGGUCAGUCAGUAAAUCUCCUCUGUUCAGUUCUGAUAAGCACCAAAGACAACUCAGACCAGUGUUCAGGUACACACAGAGUUUACUGGUACAGAGCUGGAUCUGAAUCUCAUCCACACCUUAUUUACACAACCAGUUCCAGCUGUGAUGUUCAAAAUGGAAGGAUCUGUAUCCACAAUAUGACCAAGACAAUAAGGAGCCUGUCGGAUUCUGGUGUUUACUACUGUGCCGUGGUUUCAUGCGGAGAAAUCCUGUUUGGUGAAAGAACCAAAGUGCAGAUAAAACAAUUGUGCCUCCCUGCCAUCAUCAUUGGAGCACUGUUAGCCUGUUGUACACUUGUGAACAUCAUCCUAAUCGGGAUCAAAACAAAGCAGCAGUGUGAUCAUUGCAAAGAAGAUCCCGUGGGCCAAGACAGGUCAUCUGAAGAUUACUGAAAUGAUUUGGAUGGUGAAGAAGAUCGUCAAUGAGCAAAAGAGUCACUAGACAUCUGUUUGUUUUCAAGCAAGAUAGACAAUCUGUUACAAAUAAAAUACAGGCUACUAUAAGGAAACUUGGAUUUUAUUAAUCAGAGUAAAUAAUAAGAAUAGUUUUUUUUAGUGUAUGCUUUUUAUAUAAUUAAAAAAACCUUAAUUGGAUUUUUUUUAUUAUUCAACUUUUUUUAAGCCUUCACAACUUUGUCAUAACAAAUAAACCUUCAGCAAUAGUGCUUCGCCAUUACAUAUCUUGGUCUAUUUUAGUGGUUUGGUUCUUGUUAAACACCAGCUGCAUAAACUGCUGUGAUUGAUGUCUCUACUUUGUCUAAACUGAGUCUGCCUGUUUCAAAAAGAGAGACAACACCACCCCCAUCCUGUCAGGUCAUUCAAAAUUUACCUGCAUCUUCAAAGCUUCACAAUGCUCAACUCUGUCUUGAAUUUUCUUCAACUAAGAUUCCUAGAGCCAAACCCAUAAAAAUGUAUCUGUGCUCCUUGAUAUUUGAUGCCACUUGUUUUUUAUUUUG